Exophiala dermatitidis NIH/UT8656 is the source of this 6063-nucleotide messenger RNA. RefSeq names its product anaphase-promoting complex component APC1. The transcript has a single exon. Gene Ontology annotation, cellular component: anaphase-promoting complex. Bases 1 to 6063 code for a protein of 2020 amino acids. Gene Ontology annotation, molecular function: molecular adaptor activity. The record is from RefSeq and is a predicted model, not a curated record. Gene Ontology annotation, biological process: anaphase-promoting complex-dependent catabolic process; metaphase/anaphase transition of mitotic cell cycle; protein K11-linked ubiquitination. Lineage: Eukaryota; Fungi; Ascomycota; Eurotiomycetes; Chaetothyriales; Herpotrichiellaceae.
AUGAGUUCAGUCCAGUCGCUCGGCCUCCAUGAACCGAGUGGGCUACAAUACCUUGUCGACGAAUCUAUUCUGCCUCCCGAUCCCUCACCUUCCCUCUAUACAUGGACUGUUUCCAGAGUUCAGGAUGCCCCAGGGUCGGGCUUCGUCGAGGAGGAAAUUAUCUACACCGACCACUGGGUGGUUUGGUCAAGGAAUGGAGCCAUAAGACGGUCUCUGAACCUUGAAGUCGAGGGAGAGCCCAUUCUGCACGCCUUUGUCACUCAGUUUGCAUCGAGUGAAGAGCGGGACAACGCUGGCGGGAAGCCUAAAAUUCAAGAUGAAAAUGGCAGGCCUUGGGAACGUGGUCUAGUGGUUGUGCUCAAAACACAAGCGCAUAUAUUCCUUCAAUCUGGCGAUGACCAUGUUCUUCCUCUGUCCUUUGAGGUCGAGUCGGCUUUUCCUUUUCCUUCUGGGUUCAUACUACAGCGGAAAUUGGGAAAUGACGAAGUUACUGGGCAGCCUGCCCCGUUGCACCAUGAUCUCAGUACGAUCAACGAGACCUUGACUUCGAUCGGAGGUAACAGCUCCAGACCAUCGCUCGUUCUUCCUGAUCGAGAUCAACCGAUCCCAACGCUCAUCCGCACUAAUGCCAGUGGCAUGCCCCGUACUUUCUCCUUUACUCAGUUGAUGUCCGAGUUGGGUCUGGUGGUAUGGAGUCCAAGUCGAAAGGGUGAGGCACUUGAAGAAUGUAACGCACUACCUCGCUCUGAAAAGGUCAUCUUCGUAUCUCAGUCUGUCGAGUUGGAGUCGUACCAAACCCGAACGAAGCCACUGUGUAUAGCACUGACGCUAAACGAGACCGACUCCACUUUCACGAUGUGGCAUGUCAGCUCAAAUGUGGUGGGCCAGCACAGCGACACGGAGAGCACGAGGACUGAUCUGGCGAAACGAAGGGCCUCUUCCAGGAAAAGCGCAAGUGCUUAUCCACGAGAUCCCAACGAAUUGCUCAAGUCUUCCCGAGGACCCGGCAAUCUCAGAGAAAGUCUAGGAGGGUCAGGCCAGCAUUAUCCUGAUGAACCGCUAUUCCCUUCGGCUGAUGAUCAAAAAUCAUUCCAGCUUGAUCCUGCGGAUGAUCUCGCUUCUCGACUUGGCCCUGAGUUUGGAGAUGUAGGGGUCCAGACGCGCUCAGCUCGAAGAGUCAGCUCGAUGCUUGCGCGGACUGAUUUGGGGCCGGGAACAGAUCGUAACACAUUCACAGAUCUCGCAAUGGGUCAUGGUGGUCGGCAGAGCCUACGACGGACCAGCAGGCGAGGCGAAUCAAUUGGUAGUUUCAAUGAUCGCCGAAGCUUUGGCUUUCGCCGAAGAAGCUCUUUCCCAACCAAUGCCUCUGUAUACAGCACAGGUACUUCGUAUCUCGACGUCGCUGCUCAAAGCCUGUUGGACGAUCUGGAGCCUCUGCGUCAAUCAGUGCGUAUGGAAGACGACAAUAUAGGCGUUUCCGACAGCAAUCUGCCUCGGGAGAUCGGCUUUUUCAAAAUCAAGUCGUUCCCCAGGCGGCAGGCCCACGAUGGCGACGACUCGAGCUCUGGGAUAAAAGUUCUGACAUUGGCUCCACACGGUAGUGACGGGAACAGCUCACGAGGAAGAAAUAUCUAUCUCUGUGUCAUGGACAAGUCUAAUCAGGAGCUGACACUCGUCAGAGUACUCGUGAGGGUUAAUUUCCCAAAGAGCAGAACGACACAUGGUUCCUCUCAAGCGCCGUUGGAACUCAAGGCCACGGAGCUACGCAGGCUACCAGGCAUCAGGGAUGUUUGUAAGGUCGUGGAUGGUUAUGUUCAGCGACUGGUCGUCCUGACCGAGUCGCGUUCGCAACUCAUGUCUUUGCAACUGGAAGCACCUUGGUCACCCUCUUACCGAAUCGAGCCUCCUGCACGAUAUCCUAUUUUCGAUCCCAUGCUAAGUCCACAAAAGUACAGUCCAAGAAAAGACAAGGACACAGGAAGCAGGAGAAUGAUCCCGGGCGGAGAGGUACAACUGCGAGCUCUCCUUGACGCCGGAUACCCAGCACAGAUCUAUGCAAUCGACCAGGACCAGCGACGACAUUCCCUGUCGCUUCGACUUGCUCCACGGGAUCGCAUGGUACUCGACAUUAUCAACAUGUGUGACCUUCUGUUAGGUACCGAUCAACAAGACACGCUGUUGGUUGGUUUCUGGGAGGUUUCCCGCUGGUUAAGGAGUAGAGAUCCGCCGGUCGACUCGGAAUGGGUUGCCAUCGUUGUCCUCCUCUUUUCCCUUGCUGUUCCAUUUAUCAGCAACCAAAUACCGUCGACGCCGAGCCGGCGAAAGAAGGGUCCUUUGCUUCGAUCUAGCAGUGGAAGCUACGUUGACCUCACGAAUUAUGAAGCUAUGCAUGACGAAGGGUACGACUUGACAUCCAAAUUGGGUUUACAGGGCCCGGCUUGGUCGUGGCUCUUACAGCAACACCAAAAGACGCAGGUAUCACCCGCCCCAAAGUCAAAGCAGAGGGUUGGAAGCUCUGCCACUGCUGGCAGCAGUCCCCACGUGCGGAAAAAUUCCUUCAUCAUGAGAUGCAUUGUGAUGGCGAAAGAAUAUACACAGUCACCUUCGGGCGAAAGCGCUCUGGGUCCCGAGGGCUACUUACCAACGGCAAUCAACAAAGACCGUGAACAUCGGGGCAACGCGAUUCCAAAAAUUCUAUUAGGCUUGCAUCUCCUGUAUGAAGAAAGUAAGCUCGACAUCACGUCGAGUCUCAGAAUGAACCAGUCACAGAGCAACUUGGUAAUGGUCAUGUCACAGCUUGGUCGCUGGCUGGGGUGGAAAGACUGGUCGUCGGACGUCAAUGCUUAUUACGAAUUUGAAUCGGCUGAUUUGAACAACUGCCCUUUUGAUCAAUCCGUCAUCGAUGGUCUUCGAAUACCAUCUCAGCCGUUCCAGCCUCCUUCGAUUUACGAGUAUCUCGAGAGUUGUAUCAGCGGAGCCGCUCCUCCUCCGUUCUUGACACUUGCCAGAAUUGCCGGAGCUAGCGAGGCUGUUGAGACUGAUAACCUAUUAUGGCAGCGGACAACAGAACUGACCCCUCGCACCAUAACACUUAUUUCCUUUAUGCAACUGACAGAAGGGUCUUAUGGGACCCAACGGACCAUCGAGGCCAUGUUGAAGACUGGCCUCGAUGAGCACGUUCUAGGUAGCCUCCCUGAUGGGGUGGCUGCCGCCUUUCAUCAAGCUAUAGCCUCAAAGAGGAAUAGGAUUACCGAGAUAACUGGGUCUGAAGCCUCUCGACUGCCCGGAGUGCUUCAGGGCCAGCCUGAUCAUGAUUAUCGGCACCAUGCGUACAGACCGCAGCUUGCUCCUACCCAUGAAGCCUUGAGAGAUUAUCACAGUAUCUGUGCCUCUGCGCUCGAGGCAGAAGCACUUCAGCGUUGGGACGCGUCGUCUGAAGCGGACCGAAACGCUAUCACAAAAUUGAUAUUCAGCGAGGACCGUCGCUUCCCGGAAGCUUCCAAGCUUGUUAACCAGACACGAGCACCAGUAGUUGAAUGUACACCGGAACCAGAGUGGACUGAAGUUGAUCUUCUCGAUGCACAAAAGGAAUUGGCUCAGCAUGUCACGCGACGGACACUGUCCGUGGCAGCCGGACGUGGGAUGAUGCAUUUCAAUGCCCGAGUCCCUCUUCUGACCGAGAGGGUACCGAUCCCGGCUUUCAGCUUGCAAUGUAUCAUGAAGCCUCGAAACGCGAAUGAAAGUACACAACCCAUGACUUUCAGUGCCGACAAGGCCUCAUUCACGGAAGAGAAGGUGUGCUGGGCGUUCUUCCACAAUGGGGCGUCUAUGGGCUUGAUGAUCUCGAAUGGCGCUCCCGGCAUCGAUACUUCUUGGAUCCUCUACAACAAACCGCCCGAAUUAACCAACCGACACGCGGGCUUUUUGCUUGCAUUGGGGCUCAAUGGCCAUUUGAAGAACCUUGCCAAAUGGGUGGCUUUCAAGUAUCUCACUCCGAAGCAUACCAUGACAUCAGUGGGAUUGCUUCUUGGGUUGUCCGCCUCUUUCCUAGGGACUAUGGACACCUUGAUCACGCGGCUUCUCUCCGUCCAUGUUACUCGACUCCUUCCUCCUGGUGCUGCAGAAUUGAACCUCUCGCCUUUGACACAGACUACGGGAAUCAUGGGUAUUGGACUCUUGUAUCAUAACUCUCAACACCGUCGUAUGUCAGAGGUGAUGCUUUCGGAGAUUGAAAACAGUGACCCUGAAGAGGGGGCCGCUUCGGACACAGUGCUUCGGGACGAAGGCUAUCGGCUCGCUGCAGGGUUUUCCUUGGGGUUGAUCAACUUGGGCCAAGGGAAACGCCUUCACGGCCUCCAUGAUAUGGGUGUGAUUGAACGGUUGCUCACCAUCGCGGUAGGAACCAAGAACGUGAAUAUGGUUCACGUCUUGGAUAGAGCUACGGCAGGAGCAGUCAUGGCCCUAGCAUUCAUUUUCCUCAAGACGAACGACGAAGCCAUGGCUCGAAAGGUUGACGUUCCAGACACUCUUCAUCAAUUCGAUUACGUCCGCCCUGAUAUUUUCCUCCUGCGCACCCUGGCUCGACAUUUGAUUAUGUGGAAGUCCAUCCAAGCUACGCAAGCCUUCAUUGAGUCGUCGCUGCCCGAGCCCUACCGACGCCGUGCCGACCUCGCAUCCACAAAGUUUCUCGGAACGGAGGACCUCCCCUUUUUCAAUAUCCUUGCGGGACUCUGUUUUGCCAUGGGGUUGCGGUUUGCAGGCUCCCAAAGACAUGAUGUGCGAGACCUGUUGGUUGGGUAUCUCGACCAGUUUAUCCGGUUGAGCCGGCUCCCGGCUCACAAUUACGACGCACGUGUGACGUUGAAUGGUGUACGGAGCUGUCUGGACGCCCUUGCGCUGGCGACUGCUUCUGUCAUGGCAGGAUCUGGAGAUUUGGUCGUCAUGCGCCGCUUACGCGCUUUACAUGGGCGAACGGACAAGGAUACCCCGUAUGGGAGUCAUCUCGCUGCGCACAUGGCUCUGGGGGCGUUGUUCCUUGCGGGAGGCACCCGGACAUUCGGCACGUCCAACCUUGCCAUUGCCAGUUUGUGCAUUGCAUUCUACCCUGUCUUCCCGACAGAUGUUCUGGACAACCGCAGCCAUCUUCAAGCAUUACGCCAUUUGUGGGUUUUGGCCGUUGAGAGUCGAUGUCUGGUAGCCCGUGAUGGCGACGCCGGCGGAGCUGUGAUCGGCGGCGUUAGUGGCAUUGUUCACCUCAAGGACGGAACUACCCAAUCGAUCCGUUGCCCUGGCUUGAUACCGGAAUUCGACUCCAUCAAAUCUAUCGAAGUUCGAGGCGAUGGCUUUUGGGAUGGCUUCAUUGACUUCGCAGGCCAACCAGACGGUGGCAAGGCUCUCCGUGAGAAGAUCAAGGCCGAGAACGCAGUCAACGUCACUCUUAGCCGACGUGCCGCGUACGACAAGCCAGCCGAAGAUAUUUUCACUGCCGAGAUCCAGGCAUUAGGCGAUGCGGACGGCAUUCCAAGCGUGGAUCCAAAUGCGGCUGCCGCCCACGCUUAUUCUCACGGAACCGUCAGCUUAGGCGGAACUGCAUCGGCCCGGACGACGUCCAAGUCGGGCAAUCCAUUCGAGUGGCUGUUUGAGCUCGAAUCGUUCAAGGACUUUGAUCAUGCCGAACGUGCAUUGGUGUUGAACCCGCCGCCAAUUGGUGAAUGGAAUGCCAAAGAGCUGUUACGCACCACGGUCGUGGAUUCAAGAUUGGAUUUUGAAAAGGGUGUUCUGCCUCCAGAGCCAAAGGCCAAUGCUCAGUUCCAGAUGGAUAAGCAGAAACUCUGGCAACUCCGUCUACUCUUUGCUUGGUUUGACCGGUGGGAGCGAGAGGAUGCAGGAAUGGAGCAGGAGUUUGGUAACUUGGGCAGUCGGGCCAAUGUGGAUGACGAUAAAUGGUUCAACAAGUCCGGAGGGACGUGGCUGAGAAGAGAAGUCAUUGAACGCCUGAGGUGGAGGGUGUGGAAUAUGACUAUGGCUACCAGUACUGGUGCUGGUGCUGCUGGAGGAGACUAA